CUCGCAUCAUUACCCGCUGUGACCGACACUCUCCCCUUCCCCCCGGACCCGGGCGUGACCUCCUCUCCUCACUCUCUUCUUCGCCUCUCCUCUUCGUCCUCGGUUCCCUUUUCCUCUCCCACAUCUUCCUUGGUCUCGGGUUUCCUAUCCUCGACAUCUUUAUCGCUCAUCCCAUUCUUUUCAACUUGCGUCAUUGUCGCUCUUUGAGUCGUUCUUUCAGGUGUCGCCCAUCAUGAAGUCCGUCUCUUUGCUCACAGCAUCUAUGCUGUUGGGCUACACCUCCGCCGAGGUCCACAAGCUCAAGCUUAACAAGGUCUCCCUUGACGAGCAGCUCACCACCCACAACAUCGACGCCCAUGUCCGCGCGCUGGGCCAGAAGUACAUGGGCAUUCGCCCCAACAUUCACAGUGAACUCCUCCAGGAGACUCCCAUCAACGACUUGAGCCGUCACGACGUUCUUGUUGAUAACUUCAUGAACGCACAGUACUUCUCGGAGAUCGAGCUUGGUACUCCCCCUCAGACGUUCAAGGUCGUCUUGGACACUGGCAGCUCCAACCUGUGGGUUCCUUCUUCGGAGUGUGGCUCCAUCGCCUGCUACCUGCACAACAAGUACGACUCGUCGUCAUCCAGCACAUACAAGAAGAAUGGCAGCGAGUUCUCUAUCCGCUACGGCUCUGGCAGUCUCAGCGGCUUUGUUUCUCAGGACACCCUCAAGAUUGGGGACCUGACUGUCAAGGGACAGGAUUUCGCUGAGGCCACCCAGGAACCUGGGUUGGCGUUUGCUUUCGGCCGAUUCGACGGCAUUCUCGGAUUGGGCUAUGACACCAUUUCCGUUAACAAGAUCGUUCCCCCCUUCUACAACAUGCUGAAGCAGGGACUUCUGGACGAGCCUGUCUUUGCGUUCUACCUUGGAGAUGCCAACAAGGAGGGCGAUAGCUCCGUGGCCACCUUUGGCGGUGUUGACAAGAGCCACUACACUGGCGAGCUGAUCAAGAUCCCUCUCCGCCGCAAGGCCUACUGGGAGGUGGAUCUCGACUCCAUUGCCCUUGGUGAUGAUGUUGCUGAGCUUGAAAACACUGGUGUCAUUCUCGACACCGGUACUUCCCUCAUUGCUCUCCCCUCCAGCCUUGCUGAGAUGAUUAACGCCCAAAUUGGUGCCAAGAAGGGAUGGACUGGUCAGUACACCAUUGACUGCGCCAAGCGCUCCUCCUUGCCCGAUGUGACCUUCGCUCUGAGCGGCCACAACUUCACCAUCUCUGCCUUCGACUACACCCUUGAGACCCAGGGAUCGUGCAUCAGUGCCUUCAUGGGCAUGGACUUCCCUGAGCCAGUUGGUCCUCUGGCCAUCCUGGGUGACUCCUUCCUGCGCAAGUGGUACAGCGUAUAUGACCUUGGCAACAGUGCCGUUGGUCUUGCCAAGGCCAAGUAAACUGGUGGGCUCCAGGAGCGUAACCUCACGUUAUGAACGCCAGAUGAAGGGGAUGAUAUCACAUAUAUUAGCUCGAACCCCUAGCGCGCAGUAAUCAUCGUUAGGAAAUGAUUUCAAGAAUUGUUUGCAUUCGAACUCAGUUGUUGCCUUUUCAGUCAGUCCAUGUCGUGUGUCUACCGAUCCGUGUUUACUUCCGAGAGUACUUCGUAAUCAAUCCUGUACGAGUCCAAGUGUUCAGCAUAAUAAACAAUUUCUCUCGAAUGGAGAGAGGACAGCAACAAUGCGGGGA
This is a messenger RNA of Aspergillus homomorphus CBS 101889, 1718 nucleotides long. Its product is annotated as pepsin-like aspartic protease. The record is from RefSeq and is a predicted model, not a curated record. NCBI's taxonomy places the organism in Eukaryota, Fungi, Ascomycota, Eurotiomycetes, Eurotiales, Aspergillaceae. Gene Ontology annotation, biological process: proteolysis. The transcript has 4 exons. Bases 233 to 1429 code for a protein of 398 amino acids. Gene Ontology annotation, molecular function: aspartic-type endopeptidase activity. Gene Ontology annotation, cellular component: fungal-type vacuole.